Oryza brachyantha (malo sina) is the source of this 1634-nucleotide messenger RNA. RefSeq names its product putative receptor-like protein kinase At4g00960. Bases 119 to 1405 code for a protein of 428 amino acids. Gene Ontology annotation, biological process: protein phosphorylation. Gene Ontology annotation, molecular function: ATP binding; protein kinase activity. The transcript is spliced from 7 exons. NCBI's taxonomy places the organism in Eukaryota, Viridiplantae, Streptophyta, Magnoliopsida, Poales, Poaceae. The record is from RefSeq and is a predicted model, not a curated record.
CUCUCUCUCUCUCUCUCUCUCUCUCUCUCUCUCCAACAACCCAAUAGUGACGAGAGGUAUAUAUUCCAGCAGAGAAGUAGUCCCAGAUAUUCUCAGGGAACUCCUGGAGAACUGAUUGAUGAAGGGCUGGGAAGAAGAAGAAGAAGGCGUGGCUGGAUCGUCGUCGUACCGUUUUCGACAUCGCCGGUUGAUGGAUUCAUCACCUCCGGCUGAUUCAGGUCACUCGAGCCACAAUGGGAUGCCGAUAAUGGUCUCGAUUCUGGCGGUGGUCAUCGUCUGCACCCUCCUCUACUGCGUGUACUGCUGGAGAUGGAGGAAGCGCAACGCCGUCAGGAGGGCGCAGAUAGAGAGCCUGAGGCCACUGUCAAACUCGGACCUGCCUCUCAUGGACCUCUCCUCCAUCUACGACGCCACCAACCAUUUCUCCAAGGAGAACAAGCUCGGCGAAGGCGGAUUCGGGCCUGUCUAUAGGGGUGUUCUGGGGGGCGGCGCGGAGAUCGCCGUGAAGCGGCUGUCGGCGAGGUCCCGGCAGGGCGCGGCGGAGUUCAGGAACGAGGUGGAGCUGAUCGCCAAGCUGCAGCACAGGAACCUGGUCAGGCUGCUCGGCUGCUGCGUGGAGAAGGACGAGAAGAUGCUCAUCUACGAGUACCUCCCCAACAGAAGCCUCGAUGCCUUCCUCUUCGAUUCCAAACGGAGAGCUCAACUGGACUGGAAGAUGCGGCAGUGCAUCAUCCUGGGGAUCGCCCGUGGGCUUCUCUACCUCCACGAGGAUUCAUGCCUCAAGGUCAUCCACAGGGACCUCAAGGCCAGCAACGUGCUCCUCGACAACAAGAUGAACCCUAAGAUCUCCGACUUCGGCAUGGCCAAGAUCUUCCGGGAGGAGGGCAACGAGGUCAACACCGGCCACGUCGUGGGCACGUAUGGGUACAUGGCGCCGGAGUACGCGAUGGAGGGCGUCUUCUCGGUGAAGUCCGACGUGUUCAGCCUCGGCGUUCUGGUGCUCGAGAUCCUCAGCGGCCAGCGCAACGGCGCAAUGUACCUUCAGAAUCACCAGCAAACCCUUAUCCAAGAUGCAUGGAAGCUGUGGAGCGAGGACAAGGCGGCGGAGUUCAUGGACCCGUCGCUGGGCGGCGACUACUCCAAGGAGGAGGCGUGGCGGUGCUUCCACGUCGGGCUGCUCUGCGUGCAGGAGAGCCCGGAGCUCCGGCCGACCAUGUCCAACGUCGUGCUCAUGCUCAUCAGCGACCAGAUGCAGCUGCCGGAGCCCGCGCAGCCGCCGCUGUUCGCGGCACGUGUGAAGAAGGCCGUCGUCUCGGCGUCGGAGUUCUCGCUGGCGAUGAAGACGGAGACCACCAAGACGCAGUCCGUCAACGACGUGUCCAUCUCCAUGAUCGAGCCACGAUAAAAGAAAAAUGUCGCUUUCUCUUGAUUUUUAUUUCUCUCUCCCUCUCUCAAUCUAUGUGUACUACUACGAGUUUUUGAUAAGUUAAAGGUGAUGGAGAUCGAGAAAAAAAAUAACUGGACGGAGAUAAGAAAUCCACGGGAAGCUGUCUAGAUUGUUUCAUUCUUUGGUCGUGAGAUCAACAAGUGCUUGUAAAUACUACCAUCUGUUCUCUGAAAGAAAAGGUACUUGU